UUUUUUUAGCAGCAUAGCGUGCUCUGUGUACAAAUGAACUUAAAGUAUUCUAGCAAAUGGCUACAAUGUAUCUAAAAAAUGUAAGAGUUUCUGAAUACUUUCUGUACCCACUGUAUGUGCCCUGCUAUUAGGCUGGCAGCCAGUUUAGGGUGUACCCUGCCUCCUGCCCCUUGUUAGCGGUGAUGGGCUUCCCUCAUGCUGUUAAAGCGGUGUGGAAAAAUCAAUUGAUUUUUUUUUUUUUUUUCUUCAACUUUUCUGUAAAUCCCCAAAUUUUCCUCUUGCUGUCCAUAUUUUUUAGGGGUGACAAUACCCCCAAACAGUGGUGUCAUUUCCUGGUUAUGACAAUUUUCUUUUUGAGAAAUGUUUCUGAGAAGGGAACAGAGGGGCUGAUUCUUCACAUUAUUAUGAUUCUUAUUCAUCUUGUGUUCCUCUUUCAACACUUCUUGAUAAGUUCACUCUUUUGGAGUACGUGUUCUUGGAAAAUUAAGAUUCAAAAAGUGAAACUCGAAACCUUAUGAGAGAGAAAGAUAUAGGUGCUGGCGUCUCCUGUUGCAAUUGUCCUAAAAACAAGACUAAGACUCAAAUAAUUGCUUGCUUUGAUUGUUGAGCUGAGUUUUCGUGUGACUUAAAUGUGCAUUUUCCUCACAUUUAGAUUGAAUUAUAAAACGUAAGAUGAGGCAAAUUCAGUUCCAGCAGUUGCACUGUACUGUUUUUGCUUAUGAGGCAACUUUGCUUUCCCGAAUUGCACAAAUUGCAUGAUCACACUGACAAUUAGUCAAACCACCCUUUUCGCGUGUCCCCUGAGGGUGAACCUAGAACUACAUGAAAAACUGUGAUCAGUUUCACUCAACAGUAUUUAAGUCUUGUCAGAAAAAUGACUAUAUCAUAGUGUUAAAAUUGAAAGGGAAAAAUGGGGGGGGGGGGGCUUGUUUAGCGCCUGGAUGGAUGGUUGACGUAAAUAAGAUGUGCCAUAUGGUUCCUCUAAUAUGCGGUGUGAAUAUCAAAAAAGUUUUUGUCAUACAGUACUAAAAAUUAACAUGAGAAACUGGCACUAUUGUGACCUAUAACCUGUACAACUCAAUAUUUUUAUCUUUGAGAGAGUAAAAAUAUACUGCAAUAGCAAUAAUGUGGUUGCUUAUGUUUGCACACCCUCAUAUAACCAGGAUGUGCUUGUGUUCAAAAUCAAACACGUUUUCCCACAUGUUCAGGGGAUUUUGUUUUGGUCCAAUGAAACCAAUGUUGAACGUUUAAAUCCAAGCUGGUGUUUUUUGGAGGGUGGUGUGUGUGUGUGGGGGGAGGUGGUGCGGACACAAACACAACACUGCUCACGAUACCCAAAGAACACAAUACUUUGAGUGAAGCGAAAGGGUUGGCAUUAUCAUUCUCUACGGCUGUUUUUCUUGAACUGGUACUGGGUACUUGGACGAGGUGGAAGGAGUUAUGAACAAGUUCAACUACUGUAGCGGUUUGUGUUAUCCCAAAACCUUCUAGAACAGCAGAAAUUAAUUUGGGGUGAUUCAGAGGCAGUGUAAAAGGUUGCUUAUGUGUGCAAAAUCCCGUUUAACACAAGUUUAAAUGUGACGGUCACAUCCCAGUAAUCAGAUUGUGCAACUAUAUGGUCAGUUGCUCUGCCCUCAGCAGUCAGAAGGGAGUGCCAGCCCGGCCCACAAAAAUGAGCUGUCAUCUGAGCUUGGGAAAGUAAAUGAACAGAAUCUCAUGGGUGGGCCUGAGGACUGAAAGGGGUGUCCCUAACAAUGCCAAAAGGAGGUUCUCUUAAACAUGAAAGUGGAGAAAGUAUAAGAAUAAGAAGGGAAGAAUUACGGUGGUUGGUUUUAGCUAUGUUUCAUACUGUAAUUGUCUGCAAAGCACUUGCAAACAAGUAUUAAAAAAGUGGAAGUUUGCUUUCUGAUUCAAAAUUUCUUUAAGUCCAUGGUGGUGUGCUAGUACACUUGGCUGCCUUUUGGAGAAGGCAGGGUGGGUUCAGUUCAGUUCACCCUCAGUUUCCGUGUUAAUGGUUAUCUGGCCUGCGAUUGACUGAAGACCUGUUCAGGAUAAGCGCUAUUGACAAUUGGCUGGAUCAAUUUAUCUUUUCUUUCCUUCUUUUUUAUCAUCACCUCCUGAAAACGGAGACUUGGAGUGAUUCGAGUCCCCAUCCCUGGUAGUUACUCAGAUGCACUAUUCAUAUUUCAAAUGAUGUCAAAUGUUUCUUUGAUAGAUGCAUGUUGUUGUUUUUUUAACAGCAACAGUAUUCACUUUUUUUGUACAUACGAUGGACAUUUUAAUUGUGUUAAGAGACUUGUUUCUUUAUUUGUUUUACAAUUUUUUUUUUGUUGGGGGGGGCUUUGUCAUUGUUCAAUGUCAUUGUCUUCCCCCCGCCCCACACUACAGGAAAAAGCACAAGGCCACCUCACCCCCUGCAUUGAAGCCACAGCAGCGUGAACCCACGCGUGACCGUUUGGUCGUGGUGACGCUGCCUAUGUUUACAUAUCAAUACUGCAUGUUGUUUUUCUCAAGUGUAGGAACACACAGUCAGCAAAGUAUGUGUUUGGAGGGGUGGGGGGGGGGGCAAUGUUUCCCAACUGUCUGUGGCAAAGCAAAGAAGCACCUCAUCGAAUGCUCUCUGUGUAUUAGCAAGUAAUUACAUGUUAACGCCAUCAAGUCCAUGCUGAUGCAAAGUAACAGAUGUCAAACGGGUCACUAAUUUACAGUGGCUUUGACUCUCCUGCUUACAAACAUAUACUGCACCUACGUACCAUGUUAUGGUACAAAAAGAAGGAGGUGUGGGUAUGAUUGUCUGAAAGGAAAGUGGUCCAAGUAUGGUUCCCCUACCUAGCAUAAUAUGUUCCUAACUCUUUACGUUCCCUGGUGCAGUAAUCAAGAAGCAGAUUGCAAAGAGGUAAGGGACAAGAAAUAACGUAGUGAAUAUCUUGACAGGCUUUUGACAAUUUUAGCCCCAUUUAUUGGCUGUUUUUUAGCCUCAGGUCCAUAAGAUAUUAUAUAUUGAUAUUAUAAAUAAAGAUUGUAUUUUUGUAAAAGAUGUUAUUAAAAACUGUUUUGUGUUGGUCAGUCAGAGUGGUGCUAUGGACAGUUUUUUCCCAUCAUCCAUGGAGCUGUGAACAAGUAAUGAACAUUUUUUUUUUCCAUCAAGAGGAGACCCCAAAUAACAAAAUGUCAAGGGUGGGGGGAGGAUGGUCAUUGCCCCCUUUGCCUCCUUUACACGCCACUAAGCUGCAACUGCUGCAGACCCUCAAGCCAGAAUCCUCGGCAUCUGAGAGGCUGCAGUAAAGUUUCCAGCCAGGUGAACGGCAGCGGCCUUGGUGGGUGUGGUGUCGUGUACGCAGUCUCUCUGCACGUCUCGCUGCAUAUAGGGUGGACACAAACUCGUGAGACAGCCCCCCCCCCCUUCCUGGCGCAGCACGAAAAGGCAGCAGCGCAGAGCAGCAAACGGGCCGCGACCGGCGCUGACAAAUAAGAGAUCAUCAGCAGGAAGCCUCACUCCUUUCAAGCCUGGAGGAUGAAUUUCAAGAACCUGAGGGAGUACCUGGCCUGGUUGUACUACCAGUACCUUCUGAUCACCGGCAUCUACGUGCUGGAGCCUUGGGAGAAGUCCAUCUUCAACUGGGUCCUGUUCUCGGCUGUCGCCAUGGCGAUCUACACCUCCUACGUCUUCGUGCCCAUCCACGUGCGCCUGGCGCUGGAAUUCUUCAGCGGCGGACAGCCGGAGAGCCUCGUGGCCCUCAUGAACUGAGAUGGAAUCCAAGUCCCUCCGCAGGCAUCGAUUGAUUCAUUUAAGAAUGAAGUGUGGAAUUGAUUAUCAAUCAAUCGUUAUUUUGAAGUGAGCGUGACAAAAACGGAAUCGGAUGGUUUGAUUCGCGUUCAACUAGUUUUGCUGUGUAAAGAAGUGCAACUUGACCGCCACAGAGAGUUGAGCUACGUCUACACUAUGGCGAGUCUUGAUUGUGCUCGAUAAAGCGUGGCCGGAGAAACAGAACUUCAAAAACGGGUCCAAAUGUUCAUCCAUCAAUUUCUCAAUCAAUGAAAUUGAAUCAAAUGCCCACCCCUUCCUUAAAGAUGUCCACCCUCUGAGCCAGUUACGAUGCAAAUGACAUUUCCAUUGCCCCCAAACAGUGUUAGAUUCUCAACGGUUUUGCUUUUGACGAUCCGGCGAGAGCAGAUUCGCAUUUUCCUCUCACCACAAAAUCCCUGUUCUGCACUAAAAAUGAGUUUCCAGUUUUGUUUUUUUUUGAAUGCCAGUUUCAGUAGAUCCUGACGUGACGGCUCCACAACGUUCAGUUUGUGAUUUACUAGUCCUGCCUAGUCUGGAUUGGUUCUUCUAGCCGUUUCUCUGCAUCUCUAUGUAAUACAGUAAUUAGCAAGAGAUCCUACUGGAAAUAGCAAAAAAUAAAAAUAAAAAACUGACACCCCCCCCAAAAGUUUAGAAUAGCCAAUAUUUAAUUAAAACCAUGAACAAAAACUAUAAUCGGAAAACAAGGUAAUAUUUGAAUCUCAUCUUACCAAAUUACCCUUUAAUGUGAAUAUAUCAUCAAUGGUUUUAUUUAUAAAAAUGCGUGACAGACUCUCCGCAACAACCCAGGCAAAAAUGAUCUCCUCCGGGACACAUGAUGCAAGUUGUGAUGUAUCACUUCAACAUACUUCCUUGGACCAAUGGACCUUUCCGAUGGCGAUCUUAAGCUCUGCCCCCUUAGCCAUGUCCCACAAGCUUUGAAAAUGGCGAUUGAACAGAACAUGUUUGAAGUCGAUUCUCUAUCGCGUAUUCCAGAUACAAUUGGGGUAUGUUUUUGUCCAAGAUUGUCCAAGAGAGUUCUACAGAGAGAUCUCAAAUAUUUCACGCUAAGGAUAUGUACACGGAAUUAAGAUUUUGGACGGAGGAGGACGCAAUGUCAGAGUUACAGCAAAAUGUUGGCGAUCGAAGCAAAAAAGUUUGACACCUCGCAGACAGCCUUACGCUACUGACAACCGGCAUUGUCAAGACAAGGGUUAAGACAAUGCGGCUAUCUGAUUAGCUAUUAUUGUACGAGUGAUUGACCGGUCGGAAAGGUCCAUUGCUGUACUGUGCUACUUUACUAAAUAGAAGGGUUUUGGCGCAAUCUUGUUGCAUCUUUUUGGGGUGGUCUAUCUCUGUUCAUUUACUGCAUUUUUACAUAGUCUUUGGUUAAUUGAAGACUCUAAAAUUGCCAUGGGUGUGUGGAUGAGUGUGCCAGUGGUCGCUUGUUCAUACGUGCCCUGCGAUUGGCUGGCAACCAGUUCAGGGCAUACCCCCCAUCUUGCCUGAAGAUAUUUGGAUUAGGCUCCAGUAUGCCUGCGACCCUCGUGAGGAUAAACUUUAGGAUAAAAUAAACGAGCAAGUGAACUUUUAAAAACGGAGAGAAGAGUGUCGUGAACGGAGAGAAGAGUGUCGUGAACAAACCUGCCCAAUUUGAACAUGAACGUUGACGGUUUGUCUGCUUCUGCUUCAUGCAGCAAUAUUCAGCACAACAAAUUUCGCGACGAGAGGCGCUAGCCGCUAGCUAGCUCGUGAACUAUCAGGCUUCCAUUGCUUUCUUGCCUAGGUAUUUAAAUAAGAUCAAGCUGCUCUGUAAAUAAUUGCGUUCAGGGAAGAUGCAUUUAUUUAUCUUGCUAUCUGCAAGCUCUAGUCGUAGACAUGGGCCUCGUAAUCUCGGAAUUCUGCUACAGAACCAUCGAUGAGGACGAAGGUGCUCAAGUUGUUACACUAAAUCAGGAAAACAAAGGAAGUGAAUGCUAUAUCUCCACAAUUCAGCAAUACCGUCCAUAGUUCUCUGUCUUUUCAUUGUUUUAAGCAACUAUGUUUAAACGUUAUCAUUUAUCUGUAAACAAAAGGCUUGACGAGGGCUUUUAAUAUUUCAUGCACUGCAAAGCUAUGCAAUGAAAAGAUAAAAGCUAUGCAAUGAAUCCCAAAUGUUUGCGUGAGCCGAGCCCAACCUCCAUCCUUGCAGUUUUUUAACUGCCGCUAUGCCGGGAAGGUGUGUUCCCCACUGAGUACCUGCAAAUAUUGAUACAGUCCAGCCCGCCCGGUCGUACGCGUCGGGCUCGGCUUUACUUCAUCUGCGGCCAACGAGCCCGAAUGGGAAAUGUUUUGUGCCGGCAAUGAGAAACAAAGUCUCGCUCAGCCUGUUGUUGGACUUUAGACCCGGGGUUGUCAAACCUUUGGGGUCCAGGAAAACUGUAACGCCAAAUAAGCAGAGCGUCGAUGCUAUACGAAUAAUAAAAAACAAAAAGUUUCCUGUUUUCGAUAAAGUUGUGAAUUUAUGUCAGCAAAUGUCAUUGUCACAAUAUUGCACAUUUUAUACUGAAAACAUUAUUCUCGCUCUUUUAAAAAAAAAACACCUACAUGUUUUCAGCACUGGUAUAACAAAAGAUAAACUGUGGUUCUUUAGUCACGUAAGAGCUGUCGUUCGGCAACUUUUUUGCUUUGAAUUGUCAGCAAACAUUUUGAAUACGAGCAUGGUGGCAGUGACCUCACUUCAACUUACGACACAAGCGACAUUUUGGGAGGUGGUGAACACUCAAAAGAGGCUUCAAGAUCUUUAUUGCCACUCCCAGUUGACGUUUAAUAUUAUCUGAACAUAAAAUGAAGAGAAUUACACAUUCUGUUUUCUAGUACCUUAUAAUGAACACUCCAAAAUGCCAUAAACGAGCUAACGAAAAUCAUAUUUUGUAGUGUUAGAACUCUUCAAGUAACUGACAUUUGGAACACAAUUGAUAAAUCAGCAAGACAAAUGGUAUGACAAUAAUCGCAGGCAUGUAUUCUUGAUCCUCUGCAAAGAUUGACUAAGUUUAGUACUGGUGUGACCGUCCAUGUAAAGUAUAUCUGUAAGUCUGCAUGACAGUACACUGUCCCCUGUUGGCCAUGGCACACACAUUAUCAGGGGGAAUCACAAUGUCGAUUGAAUUGAAACAAAAAAUAUAACAAAUUCUGUGAAAAUGUUUUUCAACUUUCUAGGUAAUUCCGUUUUUAGAAAUUGUAAUUUUAAAAAGUACUAGUUAAAACAUAGUAGUAUUUCCGUUAAAUGAUUUGAGUGUUUUGAGUUACGAGCAUUGUCGUGGAAAUGAAAAACAAGUACUUCAAGGCAACAUUGUAUAUAUCAUUACUGGAGCUUUUCCAACACGCCUCAUGUAUUCUUGAAAAAUGUGGGUUCUAACAAUGCCCUUUUUUAUGUACCCCAGUUUGAGAACCACUGCUAUGGACAACACAAUCGAGUGUGAUUUGGAAGCAGUUUAUCUACUUUCUACUCAUGCGCUGGCUUCUUUGAUUUUAUUCCCCUUUUAAGGGCUUGUUGUUUGCAUGCUAUUUAUAUAAAGUUCUAUAUUUAUAUACAUAUACUGUACCGGUAAAUGCUUGGCUGGUUUCAAUGUCAAUUACCACAGUUUUUUUUAAACAUGUAUUUAUAUCUGUUGCUUUCUUUUGCGGCCAUAAAACACACCACGCAGUUAGCUCCAA
This is a messenger RNA of Syngnathoides biaculeatus (alligator pipefish), 7480 nucleotides long. RefSeq names its product serine palmitoyltransferase, small subunit B (gene sptssb). Gene Ontology annotation, biological process: ceramide biosynthetic process; endoplasmic reticulum organization. The transcript is spliced from 3 exons. Gene Ontology annotation, cellular component: serine palmitoyltransferase complex. NCBI's taxonomy places the organism in Eukaryota, Metazoa, Chordata, Actinopteri, Syngnathiformes, Syngnathidae. Gene Ontology annotation, molecular function: serine C-palmitoyltransferase activity. The coding region runs from base 3515 to 3748 and encodes 77 amino acids. The record is from RefSeq and is a predicted model, not a curated record.